AUGGUGGAUGGUGACGUCACUCAACAAGAACAGGAAAAGCGACAGCAAAAGGUAUUUUUAAAAUUAAGAUUUUUAGACAGUUUUCGCUUUAUGGCAUCGAGCUUGGAUAAAGUAAGUCAAAAUUUAACGUCUCAACAGUGUUGCGAAGUUAGAAAGGUUUUUCCUAACGAAGAAGAAUUUAAGGUUUUUCGUAUGAAGGGUGUUUUUCCAUAUUCGUACGUAGAUUGCUUUUCCAAAUUAGACGAUACCAAGCUUCCACCCAUUGAUGGCUUCUAUAACGAACUUAGAAAAGAAGCCAUCAAACAAGGAGAUUACGAGCGUGCAUUGAAUGUAUGGAAUUUAUUUAAAUGUCAAACUUUAGGUGAAUAUUCAGAUAUAUAUUUAAAAUCCGACGUACUAUUAUUAUAUGCUGAUGUUUUUGAGAAUUUUAGAGAGGUGUGUCUACAAACAUACGGUCUAGAUCCUUGUCAAUAUUUCACAGCACCAUGCCUAUCGUUUGAUGCGGCUUUGAAAACUACAUCUAUCGAGCUGGAAUUAUUGACAGAUUUAGACAUGAUACAUUUCUUUAAACACGGGAUUCGCGGCGGUGUCAGUCAAUGUAGUGUUAGAAAAGCUAUCGCGAAUAAUACAUUUAUGUCUAUAUACAACGCUUCCAAACCUACUUCCUACAUUAUGUACUUGGAUGCUACCAAUUUAUAUGGAGUAGCCAUGUCGCAAUAUCUACCAACACGUAUCUUUACGUGGCUAACAGAGGAAGAAAUUUCAAACUUAAAUUUUAUGAAUAUCGAUAAAAAUUCCAAUAUAGGUUAUGUUUUUGAAGUUGAUUUAGAGUAUCCGGAACAUUUACACGAUUGGCACAACGAAUUACCCUUUUGCCCAGAGUCCGUUCAACCAGAGGGAUCUAAAGUUUCAAAAUUAAUACCCAAUUUUAAUUCUAAAGUUAGAUAUGUAAUUCAUUAUCAAAAUUUACAACAAGCGUUGAACCAUGGUCUGAAACUUGCCAAAAUUCAUCGCAUUUUAUCCUUUAACCAAUCUCCCUGGUUGAAAACCUACAUUGAUCUAAAUACAGCAAAGCGUAAUAAUGCUGAAAAUAAGUUUGAAAAGGAUUUUUUCAAACUUAUGAAUAACGCUGUAUUUGGAAAGACAAUGGAGAACGUGGAGAAACGGGUAAAUAUUAAGUUACUUACCCACUGGGAAAAUAUUGGUAGAAAGAUAGGGACAGAAGCGUACAUUUCCAAGCCGCAUUUUAAAGACUUAACGAUUUUUAGCGAGAAUUUAGUCGCAAUACAUAUGGCUAAACAGAAAAUCGUAUAUAAUAAACCUAUUUACGUAGGCUUUUCAAUUUUGGAAAUUUCCAAAACUAUUAUGUACGAUUUUUGGUAUAGCUAUAUUAAACCAAAGUACGGUAAUAAAGCUUCACUGCUCGACACUGACCGAUUCUCUAAUUUUACAAAUUCAAACCGAUAA
Messenger RNA from Sitophilus oryzae (rice weevil), 1467 nucleotides. RefSeq lists its product as uncharacterized. The transcript has a single exon. Bases 1 to 1467 code for a protein of 488 amino acids. The record is from RefSeq and is a predicted model, not a curated record. Lineage: Eukaryota; Metazoa; Arthropoda; Insecta; Coleoptera; Curculionidae.